Papaver somniferum (opium poppy) is the source of this 738-nucleotide messenger RNA. RefSeq names its product putative F-box protein At1g47730. The transcript has a single exon. The coding region runs from base 1 to 738 and encodes 245 amino acids. NCBI's taxonomy places the organism in Eukaryota, Viridiplantae, Streptophyta, Magnoliopsida, Ranunculales, Papaveraceae. The record is from RefSeq and is a predicted model, not a curated record.
AUGAAUCUUGAGAAUAAUAAUUGCGUCGUAAACAUUUUAGACGCACCAACAUGUUAUUUCGGUUUCCAUCCUGCCACCAAGAAACAUAAAGCUGUUUUCGUGUGGUGUAGAGGUAGAUUCCAAGAUUUUCCAGUUUGCGAGGUCUUGACAGUAGGGGAGGAUAAUGCAUGGAGAAUAAUCUACGAGAUACUGCCACACAAUAUCUACGAAAAUAUCUCUCAGUAUGCAAAUGGUUCCAUAUAUUGGCUUGUAGAGUGUCGUUGGAUAAUGGCAUUUGAUGUAGGACGCGAGAAGUUUAGGGUGAUCCCAGCUCCCGAAUUCGGAGAGUCACGAUUCCAAAUGUUCUCAGAAGUGGAUGGGUGUCUAGCCGUCAUAUGUCCAGAUAGAGAAAUAAUCAACAUGUGGAUACUGCAUGAUCUAAAUAAAGAGAAUUGGACUCAAGAGACUAUCAAACUUCCUUCUAAUGAGAUGGAGAAUUGGUGGGUUACUUAUUUUCAUUCCGUUGCUGGAACUGACCAGAUGAUCUUAGAAACCUAUAGAGAUCCUGGCGAGUAUUUUGGCUUCAGGAGGGAUGCAAAGCUUGCCAAAUUUUAUCUUUAUGAUCGUAAACAGAAGACGUUCAAGAAGUUUGAAGUCGGCGGGGUUUCCUUCUUAACGGAACGGAGCACAACUGAUUGUAUCUCAACCUUCGUAGAAAGCCUUCUGCCUGUUCAGAAGAAGUUGCAGUAUUCCCCGUGA